UUUACCAGGAUGCGCGAAACCUGAAUUCGCGAACGAACCAUGAUGUUUGGAUGGCUGUUAGUUUGGAUGUUCAGCGUGUACUCAAGCUAUGCCCAGCAAUACUAUGAUUCAACACUAUGUUCUGACACCUCAGUCUAUCCAGGUACGAGGUAUACCUGCAAUUCUAGCCGGGGGUUUUCGUGCCCGACAUUCUUGGUUUACAGAGCUAGCCAUGAUGUUCGAACCAUAUCCACUAUCUCUUCCUUGUUUAAUAUCCCCCCUGCAGAGCUCCUGUCUCCCAGGAACAACGUCACGUCAGGUUCCGAGAUCCUUGAACCGGGCAGAGAAGUCCUUAUCCCGGUUCAGUGUUCUUGCUCGGGCGGAUUCUUUAGUGCAAAUUUUAGCUACACACCCCUGGAAAACACUACAUUCGGGAGCAUUGCUUGCGAGGUUUUUGAAGGUUUAGUGAAACCCGUGACGCUUGCUGAGGAAAACCCGUCCAAGGUUUCUUGGGACAAAGAUUCACUAGGGUCGGGGACUAAGGUUGUCGUGCCAUUAAAAUGUGCAUGUCCUUAUAAGUCUUGGGGGCUUAAGUAUCUUGUCACGUACCCUAUAGUUUCAGGGGACGAUGCAGAUUUAUUGAGCAAAAAGUUCAGAAUUCCUAUCAAAGAAAUAUGGGACAUUAACAGUUUAAGUUUCAAGGAUACAAUCUAUCCAAACACAACCAUUCUCCUACCUCUCAAAUCUGAACCGUCCAUUAAUUUCAGCGUUUCCAAUUCUGAACCUCCCUCUCCAGGGUUUCUCCAGACAUCACCAGUGGAAAAACCAGGCAGAAACCUGAGACUUAAGAAACUAUACAUUUCAGGGUCAGUCAUAGGUUUUUGUCUCCUCGUCGCCACGCUAGUUUCGUGUUCUUUAUACCUGAGGACUUUAAGGAAAUUCAGGGCUGCCAGGGCUCAAUCUUCAAUCCGGAGAACUACAUCAUUUUCGACCCCGAGAAGCUCCCCGAAAUCGGGGCCAAUGGCGAGAAGCUCGACGAAUUCAUGCCUGUCGCCUGAUCUUCUAGCGGGGCUGAAAUACUCUCUGUGCAACUACACAGCAGAAGAGCUGAAGAACGCCACGAGAGGCUUCGACGAAGAUGCUAAGGUGAGCGAGAGCGUGUAUAGAGGGUGGGUUGAUAACUCACAAGUGCUAAUAAAGCAGAUGAGAUUUGAGGGCACAAGGCAAAUCAUUGAUGUCCAUUCAAGGAUCAACCAUGUUAACAUUGUGAGGCUGCAGGGGGUGUGCUAUGGCGAAAACGAUUUCUCCUCGUGUUUCCUCGUGUUUGAAUUCCCUGCAAAUGGGAGCCUGAGAGAGUGCUUGUCGAACCCCCCGGCUUCCCUCAGGUGGCACGGGAGGACUCAGAUCGCCUUCGAUAUAGCCACCGGGCUUCAUUACCUGCACUUCUGCACAAUCCCUCCUUAUACUCACAUGAAUGUUAACACCAAGAACAUUUUCUUGACUCAGAACUGGAGGGCUAAGCUGACCGUUUUUGCAGCCGUGCCAUCACCUUCAUCAGGGGGGAGUAUGGGGAGCCUAGGGGGGUGGGUUUUGCCGGAACAUCUUGUUUAUGGGUCUGAGGAGUUGGAUAAGGGUGAUAUUUUCGCCUUCGGGGUGGUUUUGCUUGAGCUUUUGUCAGGCAAAGAUGAUGGGGAUGGGAGGUUGGUGAGAGAUUCCAUUAUGUUUGUGGGAGGAGGAGGAGGUAGUGAAGGGGGGUGUUUUGAGCAGCUUAGGAAUUUCAUGGAUCCAAACUUGAAGGAAGAUUAUCCUCUUGCAGAGGCUUUGUGUUUAGCUGUUUUAGCUAAAGCUUGUAUUGAGGAUGACCCCAGGCAUAGGCCUUCCAUGGAUGAUAUUAUCAAAAUUCUUGCCAGAAUGGUCUGAGGUACAACAAGAAUAACAAAACUCAGAUCCAGUUUUCAGGUUCAA
Messenger RNA from Ipomoea nil (Japanese morning glory), 1944 nucleotides. Its product is annotated as lysM domain receptor-like kinase 4. The record is from RefSeq and is a predicted model, not a curated record. Lineage: Eukaryota; Viridiplantae; Streptophyta; Magnoliopsida; Solanales; Convolvulaceae. The transcript has a single exon. Gene Ontology annotation, biological process: protein phosphorylation. Bases 40 to 1899 code for a protein of 619 amino acids. Gene Ontology annotation, molecular function: ATP binding; protein kinase activity.